AUGUCACUAUCGACGUCGUCCUUCCGCUCCUGCUCUUCGGCUUCCUUGUCCACAGUGACUUCCCUUGUACCACGAGCGAGCGCCGGACGGGGGCGAGGGUCCAAGUUCCUAAAUUUCGAAGCCGCGCGGGAUUACAUGCAACGCGAGUGGCCCAACGUGAAAUCCAUCUUGGCGUGGAAAUCGUGGUGCCGAGACGGUGAUCGCCCGGCUUUCAUUCCGUCGCACCCUUCCAACAUUUACGCCGACAGCGGUUGGACGUCGUUUCGAGACUUUGUUGGUCAUAACAAUCGCUGCGUCGGAGGCGUCUGCAUCUCUCAUCGCACAGCCCACGAUGGAAGAUUCUGGUUCGAAACGAACGUAUUAGAGCCACUUUCAGAAGAUUUUGAGGUCUUUCAGCUACCUCGGCGUGCAAAAGCAACGCUUUUAAUCCGAAGAAAAAUCGGGGCUAGCACUGUGUCCGACGACUGGGUCGCCUUGCAGUUGAAGACCACUUCGGAGAGGGGUCUGAUACAGCGCCAGAGGGACGGCCGGUCCACGAGCUACAAGUUUUCGCACUUGACGGCACCGGCGGCCGGGGUGAGUUACGCCUUCAUUCACCCACAAAAGAACAAGGCGAGUCUUCUGGACGACAAAGAAAUAGGCCCGCGAUUGCGUGGACCGCAGCAGCACUUGUGGUUACUUCUAGCUCUGUCGGAGCUCGAGGAUCUUACCCUCUCGUCGGUGCAGCGCACGCUGCUGCAGUGGUGCGACGAAAAACCGAGGAAGACGAGGGAGGAGUGGAUGGAACAGUUGUGCUACAACCAGCGGGAUCAGAUGUCGAACUUGUGCGCACAGUAUUUGGACGAGUCGCUGUAUCGCCCGCUCGGCUUGAAGCAGGAUUUCCUGCGUCCCGGUGCAGACGUGUUCCGCGGAAACGUGUUGCUGUCGGGCGUCCCUUGCCUGCAGCGCCUCUGUCACCAGUGCAAGACGUACUCGCGCCGGGGCGGGGAGUGUUAUCUGUUUCAGCAAGUGCAUACAUUGAAGUUGCAGCCGGUAGUGAAGUACUACGUUGGAAUGAUCCUCGCAGAGGAGCGAUCGCGGGAAGGAGAAGGUGUUCUGCGUGGUGCUUUCAUCAUUCCUUACCAGCUGAUCAAGGAGAAUCACGACACUUUUUUGGCGCACAAUAAGCAAACUGCUGACAAAGAUCUCGUGCCCAUAGCACAUCGAAAGUGGUUGGUUUUAUACCCUCCGUUUCUCGAUGGCGCUAAGUUACGGCCACGGUCCCGUGAACGGCAGAAAAAGCAAAGUGAGUAUUACAUCGAUUUCUCCACACCACUAAAUGCUGAGAAACUUGAUAAGGCUCGAAGACUCCUGUGCUCAGACCAUGGUAACGAUGCGCACGAAAGAAGGUUCGAAAACAGUGCAAGCUUCUUUGCAACAAGCAAACCACAAGAGACCAGAGCGACAACCGUCAUCUCCUGAUCAUGAAGUAUCAGAAUUCAAUAAUGUAAAAGGCGCAGUGGGAGUGGCCGAAACGGCAGCGUCGUAUUUAUAAGUACGUUCUAAUUAUAACUUGCUGCUGCUGCAAGCAC
Molecule: messenger RNA, 1571 nt
Organism: Amoebophrya sp. A120
Lineage: Eukaryota; Dinophyceae; Syndiniales; Amoebophryaceae
Source: the annotation of a GenBank genome assembly